Molecule: messenger RNA, 1277 nt
Organism: Anarrhichthys ocellatus (wolf-eel)
Lineage: Eukaryota; Metazoa; Chordata; Actinopteri; Perciformes; Anarhichadidae
Gene: morn3
Product: MORN repeat containing 3
Exons: 5
Coding region: 1-756 (251 amino acids)
Source: RefSeq, a predicted model, not a curated record
AUGCCAUUCCUUAAAAGAUGUCCAACAAAUCAGCCACCGUCAACAUUGUUGGAUGCAAAGUCACAGAAAUGUGGACUGCGGUGCACAGUUUUCUCAGGCAAUGGAGAUGAAUACAAAGGAGAGUGGCUGAACAACAAGAAGCAUGGGAAGGGAACUCAGAUUUCGAAGAAGUCUGGGACCAUGUAUAUUGGAGAAUGGACAUUUGGGAAACCCUAUGGAUAUGGUACCCUCAGUGUGCUGCUUCCAGAAACAAAAGAGAAUACAACGAAGUACUGUGGUGGAUGGAAAAAUGGAAAGAAGCAUGGGUACGGGAUGCACUUCUACAAAGGCUCAGCUGUUUAUGAGGGGGAGUGGAGCGAGGGCCAUCGAAGUGGCUGGGGAAAGAUGUGGUAUGAGAGUGGAGAUAUCUAUGAGGGAGAGUGGAUGAAGGAUAAGAAUCAUGGACAGGGCACCAUCCUAUUUGCAAAUGGAAAUUGGUUUGAAGGCACCUGGCGGGAUGGCAAGAAGAACGGUAAUGGAAAGUUCUACUAUUCUGACAAAGGCCAGAUUUAUGAAGGCCUUUGGUUGGAUGGAGUGGCAAAGUGUGGGACCCUGUCUGAUUUUAGGAGGAAUGAAGCACCGGCACCGACACAGUAUCCGAUUCCUCAGCUACAACUGGUGGACAUGCAGUUGGUUUUAAGUGAAGCCAAGAUAGCCUACCUUGAGAGGAUCAACAGCAAGUUUCCACUCCAUGACACACUCACAGGGAAAGAAUAAAAAAAGAAAAUAAACGGCAUGAUGGUAUUCAGCUCCAGUUUUGUCAAAAUAUUUACAACCAAAUAGUUUGUUCUUGUUUGUAGGGCAAACCAAAACCAUUUAUUCAAUGAGUUGAAAACAAUAGUGAUAUAAUUAAACAUAUUAAUCAAUACUACCAACACAGAGGAUUAAAUUCAAUACUAGUAUACGUGGAAAAUCCAAAUGACAUAUCCAAUUAAUUUGUCUUGUAAGGGCUGAUCAAGUAUUAGCCAUUAAUGUAUACAGACUGUUAACUCAGAUUGAUCAGUUUUAUAAAUUAUUGAGCAUGCUGAAAACAACAAGCUAACUCAGGAUAUGUGAGGAAAGUGGUGCUCAAAAUGAAUCAAUCCAGCCUCAGGGUGAUAAACUGUUAUGUAUCUUUAUGAAUCUUUACACUUUUCUAUGUAUGACUUACUUUAGCAUGUGUCAAUAAUAACAAGUAAAUUACAUCGAUAACAUAAUAGAUCAAAUGAUUUCAAAUAGUACAUCCAAGUUAUUUGUGA